UUAUUAUCACGAAAAAUUCGUCACAGCUCUGAGAGUCCGACUGUCCGAGACUCCGACCGAAAGGGGGAGGGCAGAAGAAGAAGAAGAGGGUUUUCCCGUGUUUUUUCCUCGGCAACUCUAAACCAUUUAGCAGCAAUGGUGUGUGAGAAGUGUGAGAAGAAGCUGACUAAGGUGAUUGUCCCGGACAAGUGGAAAGAAGGGGCUAGCAACACCAACGAAAGUGGUGGUCGUAAGAUUAACGAGAACAAGCUCCUUUCCAAGAAGAACAGAUGGACUCCUUAUGGAACAACCAAAUGUAUCAUUUGCAAGCAACAAGUCCACCAAGAUGCCAAGUACUGCCAUACCUGUGCUUAUACCAAAGGAGUAUGUGCUAUGUGUGGUAAGCAAGUACUUGAUACCAAGUAUUACAAGCAAAGCAAUGUCUAACUGCCAAGGUGCUCCUUUUCUAUUCAAUGGGCUCUUGGAUUGUAAAUUGGCAUAAACCAUACCUUUCUUUAACAAAGAUGUUAUGACUAUUAGCUGAUGUAAAAGAAGUUCAGUGAGACUGAUAGUUCGAAUAUUUCUCGUGCA
This is a messenger RNA of Nelumbo nucifera (sacred lotus), 570 nucleotides long. Its product is annotated as postsynaptic protein-like protein. Gene Ontology annotation, biological process: cytoplasmic microtubule organization. The record is from RefSeq and is a predicted model, not a curated record. NCBI's taxonomy places the organism in Eukaryota, Viridiplantae, Streptophyta, Magnoliopsida, Proteales, Nelumbonaceae. Gene Ontology annotation, molecular function: microtubule binding.